GAAUCGAUCGGAGGACAGUUCGUCUACGAAUACACCUUAGGGUCUACUCCGUAACAGCAUUCGCAUCAUCCCAAGCCUCUCACUCCUAUGGACGACCUAUAGAUGGCCAUGAUCGAUAAUCCGAUGUUAUGACCUCGCGCGUUUCCAUUUCGGCGUCUACCUCUUCUGCCCGACCCUCCCUGUCGUCCAGGCGAUUCACCCGGCGCCUUUCUAGUCUCGAACACGGGGAGCCGACCCCAGAUAUCGCGCCUGCGGAACAGGCCAUUACAGAAGAGAUUGAAGAGAUAAAACGCUAUGAAGAUUUCACCACCAUUGACUGGGUUCAAGAUGCGGCUCAAGAACAAUCGCGCAGGCGUGCCAGGCGGAAAGAAUCCAGAUUCUUCGAACGAGAUGGUGUCCUGGGAUGGCGGCGCAAACUCUGGGAAUCCUACGAUGCUGCACAGGCUUGGAUCGUCAUCACCUUGGUUGGGAUCGUCAUUGGUCUCAAUGCUGCAGUCUUGAACAUCAUCACAGAAUGGCUGUCAGAUAUCAAGAUGGGCUAUUGUACCACAGCCUUCUAUCUGAACGAGGACUUUUGCUGCUUUGGAUCCGAAUCAGGAUGUGAUGAAUGGAGGAGAUGGAGUUCGUUCACAGUCGCCAAUUACUUCAUCUAUGCCAUCUUUGCCGUCCUCCUGGCAUUCAUCUCAGCGUAUCUGGUCAAAGGUUACGCACCGUACGCGGCCGGUUCAGGUAUAUCGGAGAUCAAAUGCAUCAUUGCCGGAUUUAUCAUGAAAGGAUUCCUUGGAUUCUGGACCUUUCUCAUCAAGUCUAUAUGUCUACCACUUGCGAUUGCUUCGGGACUGUCGGUCGGUAAAGAAGGACCGAGUGUGCAUUAUGCGGUAUGCGUCGGCAAUGUCAUUUCACGGUUCUUUGACAAGUACAAGCGAAGUGCGUCCAAGACGAGAGAGAUUCUGACAGCUACGGCGGGAGCGGGAGUGGCUGUGGCAUUUGGAAGCCCCAUCGGUGGUGUGCUUUUCUCGCUGGAGGAAAUGGCCUCGCAUUUUCCCUUGAAGACGCUUUGGAGGAGUUACUUUUGUGCUCUUGUCGCGACAGCCGUGCUGAGUGCCAUGAACCCUUUCCGGACCGGACAGCUCGUCAUGUUUUCAGUAAAGUACGACAGAGAUUGGCAUUUCUUCGAGAUCGUCUUCUACAUCAUUCUCGGUAUAUUUGGCGGGUUCUAUGGGGCCUUCGUCAUCAAGUGGAAUCUCAUGGCUCAAGCAUUUCGAAAGAAAUAUCUGUCGAAGUACCCGAUUCAGGAAGCUGCCAUCCUUGCUGGUGCCACGGCUCUUCUCUGUUAUCCGAACAUGUUCCUGCGGAUCGACAUGACCGAAAUGAUGGAAGUCUUGUUUCGGGAGUGUGAAGGUGAUUAUGAUUAUAACGGGUUGUGUGAGAAGCAGAACAGGUGGCCGCUUGUUACCUCCCUGCUCGUUGCGACGUUCUUGCGCAUAUUCCUUGUCAUCAUUUCUUAUGGCUGCAAGGUGCCAGCAGGCAUUUUCGUGCCAAGUAUGGCAAUCGGGAGCGCUUUUGGCAGGGCACUCGGGAUGAUCGUGGAGUGGCUACAUGAGUCGUUCCCUGCUUCACAGUUCUUUGCGGCAUGUCAGCCAGAUGUGCCAUGCAUUACCCCUGGCACGUACGCCUUCUUAGGAGCCGGAGCAGCCCUGAGUGGAAUCAUGCAUCUCACGAUUUCGGUCACCGUCAUCAUGUUCGAACUUACUGGAGCCUUGACCUAUAUCCUCCCUACCAUGAUUGUGGUCGGAGUCACCAAAGCAGUCGGCGACCGCUUUAGUAAAGCUGGUAUAGCCGACCAGAUGAUAUGGUUCAAUGGAUUCCCUUUCCUUGACAACAAAGAAGAGCAUACAUUCGGGGUUCCUGUGUCUCAGGUUAUGACUGGAAAUAUCAGCAUGCUCUUCUCGACUGGCAUGGAAGUUAAAGCCGUUCAGAAGUUGUUGGACGACACCGCGUAUUCUGGCUUUCCCGUUGUGGAAGACGGAGAUUCCAGAAUACUCCUCGGAUACAUCGGGAGGACAGAACUACAGUUUGCUAUCGAGCGAGCCAGGAAGCAAGGCAUGCUAGCAACAGAUGCAAAAUGCUCGUUCGUCACCGAACGCGAAGAUACCGCGGAGACACCAGCACCACUUACACCGGCGAUCACGUUCGACUCUAUGGCUCUGCAGACGUUGGAUCUCAGCCCAUUUGUCGACUCUACACCAAUCACCAUCCAUCCGCGCCUGCCACUGGAGACGGUCAUGGAGCUUUUCAAGAAGAUGGGUCCGCGAGUUAUUCUUGUCGACCACCACGGCCAACUCGAGGGGCUCGUUACCGUCAAAGACUGCUUGAAGUAUCAGUUCAAAGUCGAAGCUCAGGAACAUGCCGCUGCCCUUAGGGAUGACUCCAACGGCCAGCACGACAGGUUCGUGGAUGUACUCGCUAGGGUUGGAGAGUACUUCGCCGACAAGAUCAAUAACCUUUCGAGAGGGAAGCUGAGGCUUAACCCGCAUGUCGCAAAUGGAUGGGCUCGAGUAAGUGGAAACGAUACAAGACAUGACUUUGCGGACGACUAUAGACGCGAGCACGAGAUUUUGGACGGCACGGAAGAUCUGGCGGACCACGAGCGGGACGGCGUCGAAAUGAACACUAGAUGAGCGCAGUAUACUAUAUCUUUCUGUUCAGGAGGGCUCUCUGUCACUGUUGUCCGAUCUUGCUUUCGUCGUCGAUCUAUCUUUGUCUGCUCUCACGUUUUCAUCUCAGUUCCGUCUUCCCUGAUACUCUGAGAGGUGAG
Molecule: messenger RNA, 2818 nt
Organism: Exophiala viscosa
Lineage: Eukaryota; Fungi; Ascomycota; Eurotiomycetes; Chaetothyriales; Herpotrichiellaceae
Product: chloride channel
Exons: 1
Coding region: 129-2681 (850 amino acids)
Biological process (GO): intracellular iron ion homeostasis; transmembrane transport; chloride transport
Cellular component (GO): fungal-type vacuole; Golgi apparatus; plasma membrane
Molecular function (GO): voltage-gated chloride channel activity
Source: RefSeq, a predicted model, not a curated record